AUGUCCUACAAAAUCUCCGCCCCCGACGAGUUCCUCGCCAUCACCGGCAUGGGCAUCGUCAACGUCAAAAUCACAAAGGCCGCCUGGGUGUGGCCCAUGCAGCGGUGCACGCGCUUCAGCGUGCAGCCGCAGGACUACGCCAUGGACCUGCUCGCCAUGACCAAGGAGAAGCUGCAGUUUGCGCUGCCCGUCGUCUUCACCGUCGGGCCCGACGUCAACUCGCGCGGCACCGACGCCGCCUCCGACGCCCUCACCAAGUACGUCACCCUCCUCAGCCAGAGCGACGAAAAGGACGGCAAGGCCGACCGCGAGGAGAAGCUCCGCCACGUCGCCAACAUUGUCAAGGGCAUCAUCGAGGGCGAGACGCGCGUCCUCGUCUCGAGCAUGACCAUGGAGGAGAUUUUCACCGAGCGCGAAAUGUUCAAGAAGCGCAUCUUUCGCAACAUUCAGGGCGAGCUGGACCAGUUUGGCCUGCGCAUCUGGAACUCGAAUGUCAAAGAACUCAAAGACGCUCCCAACUCAAACUACUUCGAGUCCCUCUCCCGCAAGGCCCACGAGGGCGCGACCAACCAGGCGCGCAUCGACGUCGCCGAGGCGCAGCUCAAGGGCAACGUGGGCGAGUCGGCGCGUCGCGGCGAGCAGGAGCGGGAGAUUGCCAAGAUCCACGCCGAGACGGCGGUGGCCAAGACGGAGCGGGACAUUGAGCGGGCGACGGCGGUGGCGCGGCUCAGCACGCAGCAGGCGGCGCUGGACCGCGACGUGGACAUUGCCAAGGUGACGGCGCAGCGCACGAUCCAGUCGACCGACGAGGAGCUCAAGAAGGAGAUGGAGAUGAAGCGCGCGGCGGCGGAGCUGGAGCGCCUGCGCGCGACGGACCUCGUCAAGGCCACCAUCAUCCGCGAGAGCAAGCAGCAGGCCGCCGACGCCGCCGCGUACGAGGUCGCCGCCGCCGCCCGCGCCCAGCAAGAGGCCCGCCAGCGCGAGGCCGACGCCGACGCCUACCGCGUCCGCCAGGAGGCCGACGCCGCCGGCUACGCCACCCAGCAGCUCGCCGACGCCGACAUUGUCCGCCGCCUCAAGGAGGCCGAGGGCCUCGCCGCAUUGGCCGAGGCCUACGCCAAGAUGGCCGCCGCGUUUGGCGGCCCCGCCGGCCUCCUGCAGUGGGUCAUGCUCGAAAAGGGCACCUUUGUCGAGCUGGCCCAGGCCAACGCCGACGCCAUCCGCGGCCUCGAGCCCAAAAUCUCCGUCUGGAACACCGGCAGCAGCAGCGGCACCGGCAACAGCAGCGAUCCCGCAGAGACGAUGCGCAACGUCUACCAGAUGCUGCCCCCGCUCAUGAGCACCAUCAAUGAGCAGACGGGCAUCACCCUCCCCGAGUGGCAGUUUGGCAAGCUGGCUGCCGCACAACAGGCUCUGCAGCACGAGGGCGCGGCCAAUGCCGCUCAUUGA
This is a messenger RNA of Cordyceps militaris CM01, 1449 nucleotides long. RefSeq names its product flotillin domain-containing protein. Gene Ontology annotation, biological process: protein localization to plasma membrane. The transcript is spliced from 2 exons. The coding region runs from base 1 to 1449 and encodes 482 amino acids. The record is from RefSeq and is a predicted model, not a curated record. Gene Ontology annotation, cellular component: plasma membrane. NCBI's taxonomy places the organism in Eukaryota, Fungi, Ascomycota, Sordariomycetes, Hypocreales, Cordycipitaceae.